UUCCGGAAGUGGGCCUCUCUACCCCUCCCUGUGCCUAGGGGGGGAUACACAGAAAUGAUGACAAAGAGGCAGCUCAAAUGGCGAAUGCUGUUUCUGAUAAUUACGGUACUUCCCUGCUGCAGCAGUUUGCAGGUUUCUAUUCCAGAAAGCCAAUAUGAGGUUGCCCAAGGUGGUGAUAUUACCUUGACCUGUACCUUCAUCCCUGCCAGACCAGUCUCCAACAUAUUCGUUCUCACAUGGGAAGCUUACCCUGACAAUAUCGAUGGUACAAUGAAAUCUGUGGCCACCUACUUCUUAAACACUCCGAUUGACAUUGCACCUGAUUAUGAGGGCCGAGCCUCUGUGGAUGUUAACAUUGAGACACAAGUAAGCACACUCCACUUAACAAAAGUGACCAUGCAGGACAGCCGCCGUUACCAAUGCAGUGUCAUGAUCCCCAAUGAUGAUGAGGGUACAACAGCUGCCAGCACUUCUGUUUUGGUCUUGGUGCCUCCUUCGCCGCCAAUAUGCAGGAUUCAGGGAAAAGUAGAGUACUGGCAAAAUAUCACCCUCACCUGCAUGUCUGAGCAGGGAUCUCCAAAACCUGUGUCUGAAUGGAAGAGCUACAGUGUUGAAGACAUUCCCAGGCCAUUUCCACCUAAGACAACUGAAAAGGAUGGAGUUCUAUCUCUCUUCAAUAUUUCAAGAGAAAUGUCUGGGUACUAUAUUUGCACAUCAACAAAUCGAAUUGGUUCUGCCACAUGCAACAUGACCUUAGCUGUGAUGCCGGGAAGUAUGAACAUUGGGUCUACUGCAGCUAUAGUUGGAGGUGUCCUUGCAGCUCUCGUGUUGGGGGGGAUUAUUAUUUUCUGUUGCUGCCGGAAAAAAGGCAAAAAUGACAAGUAUGCUGAGGGUUCCCCUGAAGAAGUGUUUUAUGACAGAGAUGCUCCUGAAACUGGAGACCAGUACUUGGAUGACCAGUCAAACAGAGAAGAAAAGCAGCCCUACAAGCAUGAAGACAAAGAUGUUGUUCCUCAAAAUCAAUACAAUGUAGGAACAGCCGGACAAAAGUUUGAGGAUGAUCAACACAGUUAUAAAAGUGGUAAAGAAAGGCAUGAUGGUAAGGGCAGUGAUGUUGACUCUCAGCGUUACCAGUACAGUGGAAGUCGUGAUGGUCUAGAUGAUAAACGUAACCAUUACAGUGGAAAUCGUGACAGGCCUGAUGAUCAGCGUGACCGUUACGGCGGCAGUCGAGAUCGUCUUGACGAUCAACGCGAUCGUUAUGGAGGCAGCCGUGAUCGUCUUGAUGAUCAGCGCGAUCGUUAUGGAGGCAGCCGUGAUCGUCUUGAUGAUCAACGCGAUCGUUAUGGAGGCAGCCGUGAUCGUCUUGAUGAUCAACGCGAUCGCUAUGGAGGCAGCCGUGAUCGCCUUGACGAUCAACGCGAUCGCUAUGGAGGCAGCCGUGAUCGCCUUGACGAUCGGCGCGAUCGUUAUGGUGGAAGCCGCGAUCGCCUUAAUGACCACAGCGAUCUCCAUCGUAGUAGUCGUGAUCGCCUCGAUUCGCCUGACGAUCAAUACAGAAAUAGAUAUGAAUAAUCUUGCGUUACUGAAUUUUUUCUUAAGGCCAUAAAAGUCUAUUUUUAAUGCACUUAAAGCAUAGAUUUGGACAUUUUGUCCGGUUAGGAGUCAUAAAGAGACACGGCAAAAUUGAUUAGUUUGUUUUUGCAAAUACCAUAAAUUAAAAUAAAAUAAAUUCCAUACACAAAGAGUAGCCUGGGGAGCCAGAAGGAUAAGAAAUACAGGCUUGUCUCUAAUAUAGGACUGUCAAACACACAGGCCUGGCUACUGGAGUAAAUUAAUGGCCACUUAUUUGAGAAUUUACAGUAGGAAGUUUGUCACUACUUGCCAAGAUACUGCAACUGAGCUAAGCGGAUUUAUUUUGGUUUCAUAACAUUGUUCCAGUGGCCCAUUACUUUGAUUAAAGAUGCUAUUUUUAUUCUCACCUGUAUUCUUUAAUGUCUCUGCCUCUGACUGGCUCUGACUGAUAUUGUUUCUACCAAACACUAGCUAAUCAAAGGGACAUUAGGUGGAUCUUCAUGGAUAUUUUCAGACUAAUUGGGUUUCUGAAUGAUGGGCUGUCUGAACAAUGCAGAGUCCACCUUAUUUCACUCACAAUCCACUAAUCACAGUGUUUCAUUUGAAUUGAUUUUCAUUGCAUAUACUGUGCAUGCAUGUGUGUGUAUACAUAUGCUGUGUGCAGCUCUACAAUAAAAUAAGACUUUUUAAAUAGGAAAAAAAAAAUCGAUAUAUGGCAAAAUGUAAUACCACGAGUCGCCACUGGGCAAAAUUAUACGCAAGACCGAACUGCACGUUUACACUGCAUUCAUGUUAUCCGCUAGCAUGAACGCAACCAACUAGGUAGCCUAAGUAUAACUUACGCUAAGCUAAGGUUAGCCAGCCAGCUGUAACUAUGUUGCAUAAAUCUGGCAUUAGUUGAUUCGCAUAUCUGAUGUGUAUGGGAAAACGCCUUUGUAUAUGGCAUUGCAUUUUUUUAUUUUGCAUUUGCAUGUUUUGGAAUUUGGGUUUAUAUGGAAUUUUUAUUCAAAAGUG
This is a messenger RNA of Scatophagus argus, 2589 nucleotides long. Its product is annotated as cell surface A33 antigen-like. The transcript is spliced from 8 exons. NCBI's taxonomy places the organism in Eukaryota, Metazoa, Chordata, Actinopteri, Scatophagidae. The coding region runs from base 55 to 1575 and encodes 506 amino acids. The record is from RefSeq and is a predicted model, not a curated record. Gene Ontology annotation, cellular component: plasma membrane.